AUGGCGGCGCCGCUCACGGACAGCGAGAGGCGGAGGCAGAUCAGCGUGCGCGGCCUCGCGGGGCUGGGCGACGUGGCCGAGGUGCGCCGGAGUUUCAACCGGCACCUGCACUUCACGCUGGUCAAGGACCGCAACGUGGCCACGCCCCGCGACUACUUCUUCGCGCUGGCUCACACGGUGCGCGACCACCUGGUGGGCCGCUGGAUCCGCACGCAGCAGCACUACUACGAGCGCGACCCCAAGCGCAUCUAUUAUCUUUCCCUGGAAUUUUACAUGGGCCGCACACUGCAGAACACAAUGGUGAACCUGGGCCUUCAGAACGCUUGUGAUGAAGCCAUUUAUCAGCUAGGGUUGGACUUGGAAGAACUGGAGGAAAUAGAAGAGGACGCUGGCCUCGGGAAUGGAGGCCUGGGGAGGCUGGCAGCCUGCUUCCUUGACUCGAUGGCCACUUUGGGCCUGGCAGCAUAUGGCUAUGGAAUCCGCUAUGAGUUUGGGAUUUUUAACCAGAAGAUUGUCAAUGGCUGGCAGGUGGAGGAGGCAGAUGAUUGGCUGCGCUAUGGCAACCCCUGGGAGAAGGCACGGCCCGAGUACAUGCUUCCUGUGCACUUCUACGGGAGAGUGGAGCACACCCCUGAGGGUGUCAGGUGGCUGGACACGCAGGUGGUGCUGGCCAUGCCCUACGACACCCCAGUGCCGGGUUACAGGAACAACACCGUCAACACCAUGAGGCUGUGGUCCGCCAAGGCGCCCAACGACUUUAAGCUCCAUGACUUUAACGUGGGUGGCUACAUCGAGGCGGUCCUGGACAGGAACCUGGCUGAGAACAUCUCCAGAGUCCUGUAUCCAAAUGAUAACUUCUUCGAGGGGAAGGAGCUCCGACUGAAGCAGGAGUACUUUGUGGUGGCUGCUACCCUUCAGGAUAUCAUUCGCCGCUUUAAGUCCUCCAAGUUCGGCUGCCGGGACCCAGUGAGAACCUGUUUUGAGACAUUCCCGGACAAGGUUGCCAUCCAGCUGAACGACACGCACCCAGCCCUUGCCAUCCCGGAGCUUAUGAGGAUACUGGUGGAUGUGGAGAAAGUGGACUGGGACAAGGCCUGGGAGAUCACAAAGAAGACCUGUGCAUACACCAACCAUACUGUGUUACCUGAGGCCUUGGAGCGCUGGCCUGUGUCCAUGUUUGAGAACCUCCUGCCACGGCACCUGGAGAUCAUCUACGCCAUCAACCAGAGGCACCUGGAUCACGUGGCUGCCCUGUUCCCCGGGGAUGUGGACCGCCUGCGGAGGAUGUCUGUGAUCGAGGAGGGGGACUGCAAGCGGAUUAACAUGGCCCACCUGUGUGUGAUCGGGUCCCACGUGGUCAAUGGCGUGGCAAGGAUCCACUCGGAGAUCGUGAAGCAGUCUGUCUUUAAGGAUUUUUAUGAGCUGGAGCCAGAGAAGUUCCAGAAUAAGACCAAUGGCAUCACACCCCGACGGUGGCUGCUGCUGUGUAACCCGGGGCUGGCCGACACCAUCGUGGAGAAAAUCGGGGAGGGUUUCCUGACUGAUCUGAGCCAGCUGAAAAAGCUGCUGCCAUUGGUUGAUGACGAGGCACUCAUCAGAGAUGUGGCCAAGGUGAAGCAGGAAAACAAGCUGAAGUUCUCUGCCUUCCUGGAGAAGGAAUACAAGGUGAAAAUCAACCCCUCGUCCAUGUUCGACGUGCACGUGAAGAGGAUCCAUGAGUACAAGCGGCAGCUGCUGAACUGCCUGCACAUCAUCACACUGUACAACCGAAUAAAGAAGGACCCAGCCAAGGCCUUUGUGCCCAGGACCAUCAUGAUUGGGGGCAAGGCGGCCCCCGGUUAUCACAUGGCAAAGAUGAUCAUCAAGCUGGUCACAUCCAUCGGCAACGUAGUCAACCAUGAUCCUGUUGUGGGCGACAGGCUCAAAGUGAUCUUCCUGGAGAACUACCGAGUGUCUUUGGCUGAGAAAGUGAUCCCCGCGGCAGACCUGUCACAGCAGAUCUCCACGGCGGGCACCGAAGCCUCGGGCACAGGCAACAUGAAGUUUAUGCUCAAUGGGGCCCUCACUAUUGGCACCAUGGAUGGCGCCAAUGUGGAGAUGGCCGAGGAAGCCGGCACUGAGAACCUCUUCAUCUUUGGCAUGCGUGUGGAGGAUGUCGAGGCCCUGGACCAGAAAGGGUACAAUGCCAGAGAGUACUAUGAGCGCCUGCCCGAGCUGAGGCAGGCUCUGGACCAGAUCAGCAGCGGCUUCUUCUCUCCCAAGGAUCCACACUGCUUCAGGGAUGUUGUCAACAUGCUGCUGAACCACGACAGGUUCAAGGUGUUUGCAGAUUAUGAAGCAUACGUGGCAUGCCAGGCCCAGGUGGACCAGCUGUACCGGAACCCCAGGGAGUGGACCAAGAAGGUCAUCAGGAACAUCGCAUGUUCGGGCAAGUUCUCCAGCGACCGGACCAUCACGGAGUACGCCCGAGACAUCUGGGGCGUGGAGCCCUCCGACCUGCAGAUCCCACCCCCCAACCUCCCCAGGGAUUAGCCCCCUCCCGGCCACCGCCUGCUUGUUGCAGGGUUGUUUCUGGAGAGCCUUGAGGAUCGUGGUCGUGGCUUAGGGUGAGCCAGGAAGGAAGGGUGCAAGAAGUGAGAUGCUCCCCAGUGUCCUGCAGGAAAGCAGAGCGCACAGCCCCGGCCAGGGUGCCCCGCAGCUAUAGCUCACCUACCUGAGGAGGUGGGGAAGUGGGAGCCGCGGGCUGGGCUCCUCUGAGAACUUGCACGCACCUGGCAGUGAGCUUGUUUUUAGCUUUUUUUUUUUUGUGCAUGUGUGUGUUUUUUUUGUUUUUAGCUUUGAGCCUCUGGAUUCUGGGGUCUGGGCAGGCAGCUGUGGCCAAGCCCGGGGAGCUGGCCACAGCUGUGGCCUCCUGGUGUCUGCAGCCGCGGCAUGGGUGCCCUGGCCCCGGGUUUCCAGACUGAUAGAUGGGGGAGGACACCCGCGUCUGGCAUCUGGGGGUCCUUGGCUAGGACGAGGCUGGCUGAUGCAACAUUAGGUUUUGCUUUUUCAAGAGGAAAAUCAACUUCAUGGGAAAACGAAAAUGGCUAAAACCUGUUUUUGUUUUAGUAACUAAAGAUUGUACUUCUGAAGUUUUGUGCUUGAGAGACAAUGCCAGGAUGUUUUGCCCAGCCUGGGGCCCCGGGGGUAUGCCCCUGCCGUGUCCUGGGGGCUGCGUCUCCUGUCCUUCACUCCAGGCCAGCCUCCCUCGCCCGCCCUUUCUGCCGGCAUGCCUGCCAUGGAAGGGACGGAGCAGGCCCAGAAGGGAGCCUGCUUUGUACUCUGCCUGGGCGGAGGCUGGUGGGGGCAGCACCCCCAGCACCCUCCCACAGGCUCUGCCCUCACUCCGGGUCCUGACUGCUCACAGAAUCGGCCCACAGACGACCUACUCACGUGCACGUCACCAGAGCUGCAGGUCUGCUGGGGAGGCCCGUGUUCAGCGCCUGUGGUCACCCCCCCACCCCCUCCUGCUGUCCUGUCUCUUGGGCCAUGUGUGACCAUCACUGUGCCACUUACUGUUACUGCCUUGUGUGAGACACCGAUUAAACCUUCCUGCCUGUGCUUGG
Canis lupus familiaris (dog) is the source of this 3605-nucleotide messenger RNA. It is a transcript of the gene PYGB, whose product is annotated as glycogen phosphorylase B. NCBI's taxonomy places the organism in Eukaryota, Metazoa, Chordata, Mammalia, Carnivora, Canidae. Gene Ontology annotation, molecular function: pyridoxal phosphate binding; glycogen phosphorylase activity. The record is from RefSeq and is a predicted model, not a curated record. Bases 1 to 2532 code for a protein of 843 amino acids. Gene Ontology annotation, biological process: glycogen catabolic process. Gene Ontology annotation, cellular component: cytoplasm. The transcript has 20 exons.